AACCAUUCUUCGACGACUCUAGUAUACAUGAUUUUUUACAUCUUAUCUAGCAUGACCCUCAUGCUUCUAUCUCAGAUACUCAACUUUCCUUUCUACAAAAUUUGCCUGCCAUGAAAAUUCCACUCUUUACAAAAGUUUUCUUAGUACCUUUUCUCAGUAUCUUAGUUGGGUUCGGCAUAAUUUCAGUUUCAAGCCAAUGUCUUGCCGAUCAGAAAUCAUUGUUGCUUCAGGUCAAAAGAAAUCUCAUAUUUAACCCGAGCUUAUCUACCAAGCUGGUUCAAUGGAAUCAGAGUACAGAUUGUUGUUCUUGGGAAGGUGUGACUUGCAACACAAGUAGUAAUUCAGCGCAUGUUAUUGAGCUAGACUUGAACAACGAGUCCAUCUCUGGUUGUCUACAAAACAGCACUCUGAGAAGCCUUUCUGGUCUCCAACAUCUAGAGAGAUUGAACCUCGCUUUUAACAACUUCAAUUCUUCACAGUUUCCUGCCGGUAUAUUCAGUCUCACCAAUUUAAAAUAUUUGAAUUUGUCAACUUCCGGUUUCAGUGGAGAGUUUCCAAGUUCCAUUGUGAAUCUUACUCAACUUGUUUAUCUGGAUUUCUGGACCAACAAUUUUUCUGGUACAAUUUCUUCCAUUCACUUUGAAAAUCUUGUCAAUUUGGAAUAUAUCGAUCUAGGAUUGAAUUCAUUGAGUGGGACUGUUCCAUCAAGUUUAUUUGCUCUCCCAUCACUACGGAAGCUUUUCUUCUCUUAUAACAACUUUCAUGGUUCACUGCCUAACUUUACAGAUACAGACUCUUCUCAAUUGGAUACGUUGUAUGCAGGUUGGAACAAUCUGAGUGGAUCAGUUCCCAAUUCCUUGUUUGAUCUUAAGAGUUUUAGCCGUUUAACUCUGUCUCAUAACAAACUUACCGGGGAAUCUAAGCUACAAAAUCUCCAUAGACUGAAAAAUCUCACAUAUUUCAACCUCUCAUUCAACAACCUGUCACUAGAUCCAAGGCAUGACAAUUCAAGCAGUUUCUUGCCUCCUCUGCUUAAAGAAUUGAAGUUGGCUUCUUGCAGACUUCAAGAGUUUCCUGAUCUGAGGCACCUCCCUAGUCUAAUCACUCUAGACCUUGCACAGAACCAAAUUUCUGGAGAUAUACCAAACUGGAUCUGGAAUAUAGGAAAUGGAGGUCUACAAUACUUAAAUCUGUCAGUAAACCAGCUUGAGAAACUUCAAGAGCCUUAUGUUAUUCGUAAUCUAAUUUGGAUCGACCUGCGCUCCAACCACCUACGUGGGAAAAUACCACUACCACCAAAAAAUGUUUACUUUUUAGAUUACUCCAAUAAUUUCUUCAGUUCAAGAAUCCCUACUACUAUUAACCUCACUGCUGCCAUAUUCUUUUCACUUUCAAGCAAUAGACUUAGUGGUACAAUUCCUGCCUCAAUAUGUAGUGCUACUAACCUACAGCUUCUAGAUUUGUCCAAUAAUUAUCUAAGUGGUAAUGUACCAUCAUGUUUAUUUGAAUUUAGCGAUACUCUAGGCGUACUGAGACUAGGAAAUAACAGUCUUACUGGAAAUAUUUCUGGAAUAUUUGGGAAUGACUGUGGUUUAGAAACUAUAGAUCUAAGUGGGAACCUCUUAGAAGGGCAUGUUCCAGAAUCUUUAGCAAACUGUGCCAAUUUGGAGGUGUUAAACCUUGGGAACAACCGGCUAAAUGAUAGCUUUCCAUGCUUUCUAAAAGACUCUCCACGUUUGCAUGUCCUUUCUCUGCACUCCAAUGCAUUCCAUGGGGUGAUCACGUGUCAAGAGAGAAAUGGAAGUUGGGAAAAUCUUCAAAUUUAUGAUAUAGGCUCUAAUUACUUCACAGGGAAUCUGUCACAGAACUUCCCUGUUUGGAAGGCAAUGAAGGAUGGUAGGAAUGAUGUCAAUGUCUUGGGCUUUGAGUUUCCUAGUUUUGGCAAUUUACGCAAGACUUACCAAGAUGCUGUGACAAUCAACAUCAAAGGGAAACGGUUGGAGCUGGUCAAGAUCUUGAAUAUUUUCACGUCCGUUGAUAUCUCAAACAAUCAUUUUGAAGGGAAUAUACCAGACACGAUUGGUGAGCUUACAUCACUGGUCUCUCUUAAUUUGUCACAUAAUUCAUUAUCAGGCUCAAUCCCAAAAUCAGUUGGAACCCUGAAACUGCUGGAAACAUUAGAUCUUUCGAUGAACAAGCUUACCGGGAAAAUCCCAGUAGAGUUGGGGGAAAUCUCAUUUCUUGAAGUCUUGGACUUGUCAGAUAAUCAACUCACUGGAAAAAUCCCUACAGGCAGCCAAAUUCAGACCUUUUCAGAGGCUUCUUUUCAAGGUAACAAAGGAUUAUGUGGACCGCCAUUGCAUAUAAACUGCAACAGAAUUCCAGUUAUAACAGCUUACGACGAUGGGGACCUUGGUGACACCAUAGAGUGGGAGUUCGUUGCCCCUGAAGUUGGCUUUGCUGUUGGCUUGGGCAUUGUCAUACUGCCCCUCAUGUUUUACAGUAGAUGGAGGUCCUUUUACUACAAACAUGUAGAUAAUUUUCUUUUCAAGUUUUUUGGAAUCAGACACCAAAAGAAGAACAUUCAUGGUAGAAUAAGAAGCCAAGGCAGCAGAAUUCAGAGAGCAGGGAGCUAAGUUUGGAAGUUAAAACCACACAUGCUUUUCAGCUGCAUUGUUAUAUAAGUUUAAAUAAAUACCAAAGAGAUGGUGAAAUUUGUAUUUACUUUUCUUUUUUGGAUAAUGUAUGCGCGUGUACAAUUUUUUAGAGCUUGAUGCAUCAA
This is a messenger RNA of Daucus carota subsp. sativus, 2782 nucleotides long. Its product is annotated as receptor like protein 22. Bases 111 to 2636 code for a protein of 841 amino acids. Gene Ontology annotation, molecular function: protein binding. The record is from RefSeq and is a predicted model, not a curated record. Lineage: Eukaryota; Viridiplantae; Streptophyta; Magnoliopsida; Apiales; Apiaceae. The transcript has a single exon.